UUUCUCCUUUUUCCUUUCUCUCCCAUUCUGCACUAGAGUCCUUUUCCUCAGUUCGAUAAGCUGUUCUUGCUUUAUCCCAUCCCCCACCCCCCAUUCCCCAUAAUUCAUCUGUUAUUGCUGUAUUCUUGAUUACAAACCGACAACUUUAUCAUGAACGCAUCUCUCUUAUUUGAUUCCGACUCGAAGUCCCUACUCCGUCGCUGUCUCCACGAUCCCUCCUAUAAGAAUACCAUCUUUAGUCCCACCACCCCAUCAAAAUCUCACCUUUCGCAUUCUCCUCCUCGGAUUUCGCACCAUGGGCAUCGUUUCCGAGGCUCUUCUCGCCGCCCUCCUCCUCCUCGGGGUAGCUGCCACCGCCUACGCGGCGCCGGACAUGUCGAUCAUUAGCUACGACGAGAAGCACGGCGUGCGGGGCUUGGAGCGGAGCGACGAGGAGGUGCGGCGGAUGUACGACGCGUGGAUGGCGGCGCACGGGCGGGCGUACAACGCCCUGGGCGAGAGGGAGCGGCGGUUCGAGGUGUUCAAGGACAACCUACGCUUCGUCGACGCUCACAACGCCGCAGCCGGCGCCGGCGUGCGUGGGUUCCGCCUGGGUCUUAACCGCUUCGCCGACCUCACCAACGAGGAGUACCGGGCGGUUUACCUGGGCACCAGAGCCAACCGCGCCACCGCCCGACGGGUGAGGGUGGCGAGCGACCGGUACCGGUACAACGCGAGCGAGGAGUUGUCGGAGUUCGUCGAUUGGAGGGAGCAAGGCGCCGUCGCCGCCGUCAAGGACCAGGGGAGUUGCGGGAGUUGCUGGGCCUUCUCGACGAUCGCUGCAGUAGAAGGAAUAAACAAGAUCAUGACGGGCAAUCUGAUAACGCUAUCGGAGCAGGAGCUAGUGGACUGCGACAAUGCCUACAACCAGGGAUGCAAUGGUGGACUGAUGGACUAUGCCUUUGAGUUCAUAAUCGAUAAUGGUGGCAUUGACACUGAUAGUGACUACCCCUACAAGGCCCGUGAUGGGACAUGCGACCAGCUCCGAAAAAAUACUAAAGUUGUUGUGAUCGAUGGGUAUGAAGAUGUUCCUGAGAACGAUGAGCAAGCGCUGCGGAAUGCUGUUGCCAACCAGCCUGUCAGUGUUGCUAUCGAGGCUGGUGGUAGGGAAUUUCAGCUCUACCAAUCGGGAAUAUUCACAGGAAGAUGUGGGACUGAGCUGGAUCAUGGUGUGGUUGUUGUUGGCUAUGGCACUGAGGAUGGUAAGGAUUAUUGGAUUGUCAGGAACUCAUGGGCCAAUGACUGGGGAGAGGCUGGCUAUAUCAGGAUGGAGCGUAAUGUCAAGACAUCCACUGGAAAGUGCGGUAUUGCUAUGGAACCAUCUUAUCCCACAAAAAAGGGUCAAAACCCACCCAAUCCUGGACCCUCUCCUUUCCCACCAGUGAAUCCACCAAUUGUCUGUGACAACUACUACUCCUGUCCAUCGAGCACCACUUGCUGUUGUGUCUAUGAGUAUGGGCACUACUGCUUCGCCUGGGCAUGCUGUCCUCUUGAGGGCGCAACCUGCUGUGAAGAUCACUACAGCUGCUGCCCCCAUGACCACCCUGUUUGCAAUGUCCAGGCUGGAACUUGCCAAAUGAGCAAAGACAACCCCCUCGGAGUGAAGGCUCUUGCUUGGAUACCUGCAAAGCCGCAUUGGGCAUACUUGGAUGGCAAGAGCAAGAAGAUCAAUGUAUGAAGACUCAUGCAUUGAUUUGUUUCGUGAAGUGAAAAUUAAGAGUACUCCAGCAGCUUGACCUGGCACACUUCUCCCCUGCUUAUGAACCGAAAGUUAGCUUAUUGUUUAUUUGACGACAACCGUGUAAAUAUUUCAGAUUCGGAAUGUAAGGUGGACCGAAAGAUGGUUUACUUAUUAAUCAUGCCAUUUGCUUUUCCAAAAAUUGGAUCCCAUUCACUUGUCAUGUACUUCAAAAUUUAUCAUGUUACAAUAAGAUUGGGGAUUAGCUUACCCUAUGUAAUAUCUGAUGCUAUUGUUGUUA
This is a messenger RNA of Musa acuminata subsp. malaccensis (wild Malaysian banana), 2018 nucleotides long. Its product is annotated as oryzain alpha chain. The record is from RefSeq and is a predicted model, not a curated record. Gene Ontology annotation, molecular function: cysteine-type endopeptidase activity. Gene Ontology annotation, cellular component: lysosome. NCBI's taxonomy places the organism in Eukaryota, Viridiplantae, Streptophyta, Magnoliopsida, Zingiberales, Musaceae.